CCGGCUGUGCCUCCCUCUGCCUCCCCAGGGGUCUGCGCGGGAUGGGCGUCCCGCUGCCUUAAGGAGGAGAUGCACCCCUCGACUUGGCACACCUAGGAGGGGAGGUCGAUCCAGGGAACUGCUGCUGUCGCCAUGUCCCUGAACCAGCCCAGCAGCAGUGACGCCUGCUUGAGCAUCGUGCACAGCCUGAUGUGCCACCGGCAAGGCGGCGAGAACGAAUCCUUCGCCAAGCGCGCCAUUGAGAGCCUGGUGAAGAAGCUGAAGGAGAAGAAGGACGAGCUGGACUCGCUCAUCACAGCCAUCACCACCAACGGCGCCCAUCCCAGCAAGUGCGUCACCAUCCAGCGCACUCUCGACGGCCGUCUCCAGGUGGCGGGGCGUAAGGGUUUCCCCCACGUGAUCUACGCACGUCUGUGGCGCUGGCCGGAUUUGCACAAGAACGAACUCAAGCACGUCAAGUUCUGCCAAUUUGCCUUUGACCUGAAGUACGACAGUGUCUGCGUGAACCCCUACCACUACGAGCGAGUGGUGUCACCAGGCAUCGGACUGAAUAUCCAGAAUACAGCCCCUCCCGCCCGGCUGGUGAAAGAGGAAUUCAUCCCCGACUGUAUCCACAUGGAGAUCCAGGCUCCGCCGCCUGCUGACUGCCUGGGUCCCGGGAGCAAGUCCAGUCACCCUCCGGGAGAACCUUUUCAGCCUCUGUCACCCCUUCAGAUCUCUGAAUCGCCCCAUGCUAUGGCUGGCACCUACCCUGCUCUGCCCUUGUCUCCCCCAGGGCCUCCCGGGGGCCCCCUGCUCCCCCUUUUGCACGGCGAGGGUCUUCUACAGAUCUCCACCUCCUCACACCCCCCAGCCCCUUCUCCGGCUCCCCCAGGAUCGCAGCAAAACGGCUCUGCCCCAAAACUGCCCUACCCAAACUCCGCAACCAGCUGGAGCAGGACCGGGAGCCCCACGAGCUACACUUCAGGAGGAAGGGGACAGAAGCCCACCCCUCCGCCUCUCCCCACGCCACAACAGCAGCAGAACGGACGGAGCCACCCACAGCCUCCUCUCCACCACCCAAGCCAUUACUGGCCCACACACCACAGCUCAACUCCCUACCAGCAACCGGUCUCCAGCCACCCCGGCCCCGAGUUCUGGUGUUCCAUUGCCUACUUUGAGAUGGACGUGCAGGUGGGCGAGAUCUUCAAGGUACCGUCCAACUGCCCCGUGGUGACCGUGGACGGCUACGUGGAUCCAUCCGGGGGUGACCGUUUCUGCCUGGGGCAGCUUUCCAAUGUCCACCGCACAGAUGCCAGCGAGCGUGCCAGACUGCACAUCGGGAAGGGAGUCCAGCUCCAGUGCCGUGGCGAAGGGGACGUCUGGAUGCGGUGCCUGAGUGACCACGCAGUCUUCGUGCAGAGCUACUACCUGGACCGGGAAGCUGGGCGUGCUCCAGGGGACGCCGUACAUAAGAUUUACCCGGGCGCUUACAUCAAGGUGUUUGACCUGCGUCAGUGUCACCGCCAGAUGCACCAGCAGGCAGCCACGGCACAGGCGGCGGCGGCGGCACAGGCGGCAGCAGUGUCCGGGAACAUCCCUGGGCCUGGCUCGGUGGGAGGCAUUGCUCCAGCUGUUGGCCUCUCCGCUGCAGCCGGAAUCGGGGUCGAUGACCUCCGCCGCCUCUGCAUCUUGCGGCUCAGCUUUGUCAAGGGCUGGGGGCCGGACUAUCCAAGGCAAAGCAUCAAGCACACCCCCUGCUGGAUCGAAGUGCAUUUGCACCGGGCGCUGCAGCUCCUGGACGAGGUCCUCCACACCAUGCCACUCGCCGACCCGGGUCCUGUCAACUAGAGCAGGCGCAAUGGAGCAGUGAGGCCUCGUGCUCUUUGUGGCCGUAACCUCUGCAGGCUCUGUGGGGCCAUCAGCACUGUGAAAGAGACUCUUGAUAUGCCCCACUCCUGUGGAAAGGGGGUAGGGACAGAUUUCUGCAGUCCUCAAAGGGCCGGAGACCCUGUUGGCCGCCAUGGGAGAUGCGACUUGUCCGGUCCUGAGACUGCCAAUGAAGCAGACAGUCUAGGAGGUCCCUCCCUUCUCAGAUCGUCAAGCCACGAUGGACCAGUUUUGACUCCCUUGACAUUUGGCAGCCACAUUCCAAAGUGGCCAAGGACCAUCUGGGCGUUACCUGGUGAAUGACCCGUCUCCCGCACCCUCAUCUUUAGUGACCCUCAUCGUAGGAUCUGCUUUAAAAAUCAAUCAGCAGCCAAAUAAUUGAAAAUGCCAAAAAAAAAACCCCAACCCUCCCAUCGUAUCUGCCAUUGGAGGGCUGAACCUCUGUCUUUGGUGACUGGCAGUUGGUGGCCUGUAGCCCACACAUCCAGCCCACGCAUACAUAGCAGUUCUCUGUUCCCCUUUCGGCACUGGCACGUGGGGUGCCCUGAUCCCUUAGAAGAGUGCCAAACAUGGGUGUAGAAUUUGACUUCCCGGAGCUUUUGCGGUUUUGUUUUGGGGGUGGCAGUCAUGUUGUCUAGCCCUUAACCUUUCGGAAGCUCGGAUGUUGAAAUCUGAGAGCCAAAAGAGCAGUUAAUGAGAUUGACAGUUGUAUAGGGCUUGGCUUUUCUUUGCUUUGUGCAGCUCCGUUAUGUCUCCCCUCUACGGUUGCCAUGUCCAGGUUGGGAAAUUCCUGGAGAUUUGGGGGGUGGAGCCUGGAGAGGGUGGAGUUUGGGAAGGGGAGCGACCUCUGUGGGGUAUAAUGCCAUAGAGGUCACCCUUCAGAGCAGCCAUUUUCUCCAGGGGAACUGAUCUCUGUUGCCGGGAGAUCAGUUGUAAUUCCGGGAGAUCUCCAGCCACCCCCUGGAGGCUGGCAAGCCAACUUCCCUCUCCCAAAUGACUGGCAGAUACCAGAGUAAAUCAAGCAAAGAGAAUUGGUGCUCAUUUGCCUAAUUUACAGUUGCAAACUCUCAACUGUCUACAUAUUUGGCUUUGGGAGAAUGAAAUAGUAAAAAAUGUCACGGGUACUGUUCUUCUUAGAUAGGGUUGUCAAUAGGCCUGAAGAGAAAUGUUCUGAACAGAGGCUUAAUGUCUGUUAAUGAGCAGCUGAUGUAAAUAACCUGAGGUAAAUAAGGUCACAUUUAGCCUCUGUUACAAAGGCAGAACAAUUUUUAAGGUCUAUGGACCCAAAGCUAGUCUUGGCCCUUAGCUUCCUCAUUCUCCUGGUAGAACAUGGUGAGGAGGCUUUAUGCCUAGGAGAAGCCAGUAGGCCGCCACGAGUUCUAGCCAGAGACCCUUUCCCUCUCUCAGAAGAACUCUUUUAACAGCUGUGUAACAGACAAAGAUUCAACAGGUGCAGCCUUUUCCUCAGGACAAGGGAGAUCUCAUCUCCUUCCAUAAAGUUUUACUUGUCCUGCAGCUGCAAAACAGAGCAAGGUGAAUUAGGAUUACUUCCUUUCAUUUACUUUAACAGGUGUGCAAAAAAGUCAGCAGGGUUAGACUGGCCAGGGGGAAGGGCCUUCCCCCAGCCCUUCGCACUAUCCAAAGAAGGAAGAGCCAGCCUGCCUGCCCGCCCAGUGGGCCAGGCAUGGCUUCCCCCUUCCUGGGUAAGGAUUGGCAGACGCCAUCCUAGGGUUGCCAGCCUCCAUGUGGUAGCUGGAGAUCUCCCAGGAUUACAACGGAUCUCCAGCCGACAGAGAUCAGUUCCCCUAGAGAAAAUGGCUGCCGUGGAAAGUGGCCACUGGACUUACCCAGCCCAGGUGUAGGGUUGCCAGCUCCAAGUUGGGAAAUUCUUGGAGAUUUUGUGAGUGGAGGCUGGAAAGGACAAGAUUUGGGAAGGGGAAGGACCUCAGUGGGGUCUAAUUCCAUACAAUCCACCCUCCAAAUCAGCCAUUUUCUCCAGGGGAACUGAUCUGUGUCGCCUGGAGAUCUGUGUCGCCUGUGUCGCCUGAGAGCCAGUUUGGUGUAGUGGUUAAGAGCACGGGACUCUAAUCUGGAGAGCCGGGUUUGAUUCCCCACUCCUCCACAAAGCCAGCUGGGUGACCUUGGGCGAGUCACAGUUCUCUUGAGCUCUCUUAGCCCCACCCACCUCACAGGGUGAUUGUUGUGGGGUAAUAAUAACACUUUGUAAACCGCUCUGAGUGGGCAUUAAGUUGUCCUGAAGGGCGGUAUAUAAAUCGAAUGUUAUUAUUAUUAUUUGUAAUUCUGGGAGAUCUCCAGGCACCCCCUGGAGACUGGCAACCCUAUGGGGGACUGGCUCACUGAGAAAAGUCCCAGUGGCUGCCAUAAUGACCAGUCUAUUCCUGAGGGGAAGGUUUUUGCCAUCUUAGCUCAUUGAGAACGAGGGGUGAAGGGAGCCGCUAUUGCUUUUGCACCUGUGGCUUAGCCCAGAAAAUAUGAGAAACCAAAAAUGGGAACAUCAUCAAAUAAUCUGUAAACACAAGAGAUGAAGAGGCCCGACUCCUGACACGAAAGUAAUCGAGACCAAAAAUAAUUUUAACUUACAGAAUAUACAAAAAAAGUAAAAC
Eublepharis macularius is the source of this 4493-nucleotide messenger RNA. RefSeq names its product mothers against decapentaplegic homolog 4-like. Gene Ontology annotation, molecular function: DNA-binding transcription factor activity, RNA polymerase II-specific; RNA polymerase II cis-regulatory region sequence-specific DNA binding; I-SMAD binding. Gene Ontology annotation, cellular component: heteromeric SMAD protein complex. The coding region runs from base 133 to 1830 and encodes 565 amino acids. Lineage: Eukaryota; Metazoa; Chordata; Lepidosauria; Squamata; Eublepharidae. The record is from RefSeq and is a predicted model, not a curated record. Gene Ontology annotation, biological process: cell differentiation; BMP signaling pathway; SMAD protein signal transduction. The transcript has 12 exons.